UUUUCUCUUUUGUUCCUCCCGUAGUUGCCGAGUAAAACGCGCUCUUCGCUAUCCAACACUUUCCCUCCGGAAUAGAAUUCCUAGGGUUCUUUUUCUCUCUUUCUCCCCAAUGAAAAGCUAAGCUCGUCGAUGGAAACGAUCCCUCCACGGCUUUCCUAUACGUCAGCCAAAGCGUCCCCAUGGGCGCCCUAACGGAGAACCGCAAGCGUCGCCUCGCCGUCGAUUUCCGACUCCCCUUUUCCCCCCACCCCGUCUUUGAUCUCGCUGCCGAGCCCUCUCCUCCCUCCAAGAAAGCCAGGUUCCCAUCCCCGCCGGUCGAAACCCGGCCCCUCACUUCCCCGACGCCGGCGGCGGGGGGAACCCCCUCCUCUCCUCUCCGCCGCUUCCCUCCCGCCGCCCCUCUGCCUCGCCCUGUCCACGCCCCUCAGCGCGUCCUCAGGGCCUUCGGCCUCGGGUCGGCCCUUCCUAGCAGAUCGCGGCUUCCGGAAUCGUCUCCGACGCAGGAACGGGACUCCGAGAUGGGGAAUCUCGUGGCGCGGUUCCUUCAGGGAAAGAAAACUGCUAGCUUUACCCCAUGGCGGACGGGGAAGAGGGGGGACGCUUCUGCUCGUCCUCGUGGGAGUCAGGGUUCGGAGGACAAUGAUGGGAGCGAUGAAGUGUUAGGUUUGGAUCAGUACAAGAAGUUAGUAAAUAGCGUGCAAGAGCGCAACUUGGUCGUCUCCGGCCGGAAGUCUGUCGAGCUAGUGUUUGCUCCCACGCCAUCUGGAUUGUCGGAGCUGACGAUUGUGACUCAGAAGCCUGAGCAGACACCCAACUUGCAUUUAGUGAAUCGGAAGGUUGAGGAUGCAAGGAAACUUGUGGUGGAAUCGACGUCAUUGUGGGAGGAGAAAGCUUCGGUUAGUAGGAGUCCUUUGUAUAAGGAAUUGUAUGUGGAAUCUGCUAGAAGACAUGAUUCAAAGUUGAGGAACUUGGAGCUUGAAGUGAAGUUGGCUGAGCAGAAAGUAAGCUCCUUCCGUUUCGCACACCAGGAGCAGGAACCAAAUAUUAAUGAGGAUUUGAAUGAUGCUUUUCUCCCUCUCACUGAUGAAGAAGAGGAGGAUGUUUAUCGUGCUUUGAAUGGUACAAACAGUCGGGAAGUCCUAGUUGUGCACGAGCCUUCUAACAUUGAGAUAACAAGAGAGGUCUUGCGGUGCUUGAGUCACAAAGCUUGGCUAAAUGAUGAAGUCAUAAAUUUGUACCUUGAACUGUUGAAGGAAAGAGAGAAAAGAGAACCCAAGAAGUUUUUGAAAUGCCAUUUCUUCAACACAUUUUUCUUUAAAAAGUUGACAAGUGGAAGCAAUGGUUAUGACUACAAGGCUGUAAGAAGGUGGACAACACAAAAGAAGCUAGGAUACAAGCUUGUUGAGUGUGACAAAAUAUUUGUUCCAAUACACGGAAAAGUACAUUGGUGUCUAGCCAUUAUUGAUGUAAAGAAGAAGAAGUUUCAGUAUCUUGAUUCACUUGGUGGAAUAGAUACAACAGUGUUGCAAGUACUGGCUAGAUACUUCAUGGAUGAAGCGAAGGAUAAGAGUGAAAAUCAGGUUGAUGCACUAUCUUGGGAUCUGGAAGCAGUUCGUGACCUACCUUUACAGAAGAACGGGUGGGAUUGCGGGAUGUUCAUGCUCAAGUAUGCUGAUUUUUAUAGCCGUGAUUUAAGCCUAUGUUUCAACCAGGAAAACAUGCCAUACUUCAGGAUGAGGACUGCCAAGGAGAUUCUCAGAUUGAGAGCAGAAUGAGGGAAAAUAUAUCACACAAACUACAUUUUGGCAUGAGAUGAAGCCUUCCUGAUAAGCUGCAGAGAUCAAGUGAAUAUUGUAUCAAGUGGCAAUACAGCCUAGGAUCUGCUUACAGAAUCAGCUGGUAUAAAGCAGGUUUCUUCUGUAUCUUGCAAAGGAAUGGCUUUGAGAAUGCAAAGGAAAGGUUUUGUUUUCUUCAACAAUUUGAGUUGGUUUUCUUCUUCAUUUUAGAUUGUUGUCAAUGUGUCUCCUUUCUAUCACCUUUCAAACUAUAUCUUAGAGAGAGCUCAGGAAAGCAACUCAAUUCCCACCAAGCGUGCCUGCAAUCAACUAGUUGUUUCCUGUGAUGAACUGUACGGCUUGUCUACUCUGUUGGCUUAAUGGUAUUGAUUCUUAUCUAUCUUUA
Molecule: messenger RNA, 2181 nt
Organism: Musa acuminata subsp. malaccensis (wild Malaysian banana)
Lineage: Eukaryota; Viridiplantae; Streptophyta; Magnoliopsida; Zingiberales; Musaceae
Product: ubiquitin-like-specific protease ESD4
Biological process (GO): proteolysis; protein desumoylation
Cellular component (GO): nucleus
Molecular function (GO): deSUMOylase activity
Source: RefSeq, a predicted model, not a curated record